AUGCAAAUUAAACACCCUGUUUAAGUUUUAAAAAAGAAAGUAGACGAUAGGAUUGAAUAUAAAAUCUAAUGGAAUACAGGUUCAAUUACUUAUGAACCUAUGAUUGAACUCACGCCAGAAAUGCUAUCACUAGUAAAUCGAUGGGAAUUGCAAGAACAUUAAAAAAAGGAUUCGAAGUCUUCUGAAAAGAUUUAGUCAAAAACAAUCAAAAUGGUUGAAGAACAACUAAAUUCACUAACGGAACUUGAAAAACCCAAGCCGUCUCCUCAUAAGGAGAGAAGUUCAGAAAAGGGUUAUGUGAAAUCCUUAAGAAAAAAUGAAGGUAGAAUUGAAUUCUGGAUAUAUAUACACGAAGAAGGUGUGGAGAGGUGGGUUUCUUUGGAGGAAGUCAAAAGCAGAAUACCAAUUGCUCUAUGUGACUACCUAUUAUAAAAGAUAAAGUUCGGAGGAAAAUGA
Molecule: messenger RNA, 456 nt
Organism: Paramecium octaurelia
Lineage: Eukaryota; Ciliophora; Oligohymenophorea; Peniculida; Parameciidae
Source: the annotation of a GenBank genome assembly